Diachasma alloeum is the source of this 3025-nucleotide messenger RNA. Its product is annotated as aminopeptidase N. NCBI's taxonomy places the organism in Eukaryota, Metazoa, Arthropoda, Insecta, Hymenoptera, Braconidae. The record is from RefSeq and is a predicted model, not a curated record. The transcript is spliced from 12 exons. Gene Ontology annotation, cellular component: cytoplasm. Gene Ontology annotation, biological process: peptide catabolic process; proteolysis. The coding region runs from base 103 to 2922 and encodes 939 amino acids. Gene Ontology annotation, molecular function: zinc ion binding; metalloaminopeptidase activity; peptide binding.
GAUAGGUUUGCUCAAUCUACGAUCGUCAAGGUGGUCGUAAUACGUGCGUUAGUAAUAAGUUGAUAAGUAAUUUUUGGAUUGUGCAUUGGAACGUGCGACAAAAUGGCCCAUCUUCCGUCGCUCCUCGUAGCGAUCACUUUCGUAGUCUGCGCCGGAGCCAUCCCUUUACCUGAAGAUGAAUUUUCAAUCGAUAUCGCCGUACCAGAGACUCGGAGUGAUCCAAAGGUUUAUCGACUUCCCGAAGAUGUUGUACCUGAAUCCUACAAUAUAAGAAUCACACCCGAUCUCGAAAGUGACGAGUUCACUUUCACUGGUGUAUCGGAAAUAAAUAUCAUUGUGAAGAAAAAUAUUUCAAAAAUCACCUUGCAUGCAAAUAGUUUGAAUAUCACGAUGGUAGCACUUCGUACACCGCAGAAUGUAACGCUUCCGGCUGUACAAUUACCUCUCAAUGUGGCGAAUGAUUUCCUAAUCAUUAAUUCGAAGACACAAUUAACCGCUAACUCCAGAUAUGUGUUGGAGUUGGAAUAUGAAGGCAAAUUGAAUGAUGACAUGAGAGGCUUCUAUCGUAGUUCAUAUGUAGAUGAUUAUGGCAAAAAAAGAUGGUUAGCAACAACGCAAUUUGAACCUACCUACGCUCGCCGGGCGUUUCCCUGUUGGGAUGAGCCACAUUGGAAAGCAACGUUCGAUAUUUCGAUCAAGCACCCUGACAGACUCCGGGCCAUUUCCAAUAUGCAUAAAAUUUCCACUCAACCUGAUACUGCUGACUUAUCAAAGAGCAUCACGACUUUUGCCUCCACGAAAAAAAUGUCUACCUACUUAAUUGCUUUCGUGGUCUCAGAUUUUAAUUUUCUGUCGAAUAAAGAUGGAAGUUUCAAAAUAUGGGCAAGACCCAAUGCUAUUCGGCACGGAGAAUUUGCAUUAGAUGUUGGUGAGAAAGAGUUGAAAGCUCUGGAAAAUUACACCACCAUUCCAUUUCUGUCUCAUGGCUUCAGUAAAAUGGACUCGAUUGCCAUUCCUCAAUUUGAAGCUGGCGCUAUGGAAAACUGGGGUCUUGUUACUUACAGGGAGUCGGCGCUCCUCGUUGAAGAAAAUGUAACAACAUCUGCCAGUAAAGAAGGGGUUGCAACUGUCAUAACCCACGAAUUUGCUCAUCAGUGGUUUGGGGAUUUAGUCAGUCCAAAAUGGUGGCAAUACACCUGGUUGAAUGAAGGUUUUGCGACUUAUUUCCAAUAUGUCAUCACAGACUUGAUUCUACCCAAGUGGAGGUUGAAGGAUCUUCAGGUUGUCAAAGCUCUCCAAAGUACUGCCUUUCCAGGUGACAGCGUCAGUACAGCGGUAGAUAUGAAUUAUGAUGUUAAUAGCCCGGCUGAGAUUAAGGCCAAAUUCAACACUAUUUCUUAUCAAAAAGCCGGUUCAGUCAUCCGAAUGAUAAACCACGUUGUUGGCGAAAAAAAUUUUAAGGCUGCUCUGCAGGCCUAUCUGAAGGCCAAGGAGUUCAACGUAGCAACAUCUGAUGACCUUUUCAACGAAUUUAAAAAAGUCGCUACGAGUUUUAAAGGAACAUCAACGGAUCCCUUACUUAUUUUGAAUAAUUGGGCAAUCACUCCAGGUUUCCCACUGAUCAAUGUUACCAGAAAUUAUGAGAAAGGUACAGUGAAUAUCACUCAAGAACGUUACCUUUAUAAACCAGAUGCUAAUCACACGGAACGUUACUACGUACCUCUCAACUACGCGAUGAAGAAGGAAGACUUCGAUGACACGAGCGUCACAACCUGGUUAGAGAAAGAUAAAUCAAUUGUAAAUUUCGACGUGAAAGCUUUGAAAGACAAAUGGAUCAUCUUUAACAAACAACACUUUGGAUACUAUCGUGUCAACUACGAUGAGCAGAAUUGGCAACUGAUUACUGAGUUCUUGAAGACCAAGAAUUACACGGAUAUCCAUGUACUCAAUCGAGGACAGCUAGUUGAUGAUGCGCUUAAUCUCGCGAGGAAUGGAAAACUGAAAUGGAGCGUAGCGUUUGACUUGAUGGCUUUCCUUAAACAGGACUUUGAUUACGUUCCAUGGUUUUCUGCAUUGACUGGCGUAAAUUACCUGCAGAGAACACUAGCCAACACUGCUCCUUAUGGUAGUUUCAAGGCCCACCUUUUGGAAUUACUAGAACCCGUAGUAAAGAAUAUCACAUUCUACGAAUCGCCUGAAGACCUUCACCUGACCAAGCUUUUAAGAGUCGAAGUCCUGCAUUGGGCAUGCAAGCUGGGAUCUAAACCUUGCAGAGAUCAGGCAGCGUUGAAUGUCACAAACUGGCUCAAUGACUCCAAGAAAAAUUCACUUGAACCUAAUCUAAAGGGUGUUGUUCUAUGUGCGGGUAUUCGAAACACCGAUCAAGCAACUUGGGACAAACUUUUCGCGAAAUACUUAGCUGGUGAGGAGAAUGCUCUCCUUACCGCACUUGGAUGUUCCUCUAAUACCAACAUCUUAAAAGGAUACUUGACCAAAGCAAUGAACACAUCUGUCAGUACCACGAAUCGCGAUGGAAUUUUCUCUACUGUCACCUUUAGCAGCGACGAAGGUGUUGAUGUAGCACUCGAUUUCAUUCUGGCUAAUGCGGAUCAAAUUUACCAAUUAUCUGGAAAUACUACCGAAAAACUUAAAACAUACAUCACUAAUAUUGGAUCCAAAAUCAAUAGGAAAGCCCAACUUGACAAGUUGAAGGAGGCUAAGAAUCCCCAUGUGAAAAGUAUUUUCGCUGACGGUAUUAGCAAAGCUCAGGAGACUCUUGAAUGGCUCCUCAUACACGAAUCACAAAUCUCAGAACAUUACAAAAAGGAAGAAGUAUCCCCGGCGAAGCCAGAUUCAGCUGUAACGGUCACCCUAUCCUCUCUCCUAUUCAUAAUGUCAUUUGUAGUCUCUCAAUUAUACUAGAGAAUUAAGUUAUCAUCUUUUAUGUGUUAAGAUAGGAACAUAAUGACGGGAGUAAAUAAAGUAUCAACUGUCCAAUUAAUAUAUCAUGAAUUAUUAUAAAUUU